AUGGGCGUCAAGCUGGAGGACGAGACUGGCUUACUCUCCUUGCUGACCUCUCCUUUUGCGUGGAGAUGGACAGAGGUUGUCGGAGGCCUGAGUUCCCUUGGCAACAUCACUGAAGCUGAUGCUGAUGGUCGGUACGUGAUGUUUGCAGAGGGCAGGGGGGGGUCAGGGACAGCGAGAGAUGAGGUCCUUGGAAGUCACAGGGUCUUUGGGACAGCGAGGAGCUCGGUCCCUUCCUUGAGAAGUCUCUGCCUGAACCAUGGCAGCCGUUCUGGGGGCUUCUGUGUUGGCCCUGCUGCAGGGAUGGAUGUCCCAGGGCUGUCGCUGGUGAGCGACUUCAGAAAGUUGGGUUUCCUCAGGCCUCAGCCCUGUUUGGAGAAACACGUCUCCCAGUUUUUACCCCAGUAUGAAUGGAAUUUUGUUUCCUGCUCUUUCUGUAAUUGCAAAACCCCAGCCCAGAUAUUUCAUGUCCAAAUAUCAUGCUUGUGGAUGCAAGGGGGUGUUCUUUCUAAUGAGUCCUGUGAAUCUUUCCCACGGAUCUGCAUGUGUCGUGAAGUCUGGAGUAACCAGGUCUACCCUGAGACCCCAUUGAGUUGGAUGGUCCUCACAGGAGACUUGUUUCAAGAAGUUGUCAUUUACUGA
Messenger RNA from Puma concolor (puma), 639 nucleotides. The record is from RefSeq and is a predicted model, not a curated record. Lineage: Eukaryota; Metazoa; Chordata; Mammalia; Carnivora; Felidae.